Aspergillus eucalypticola CBS 122712 is the source of this 1150-nucleotide messenger RNA. Its product is annotated as V-type ATPase assembly factor PKR1. The coding region runs from base 341 to 868 and encodes 175 amino acids. Gene Ontology annotation, biological process: vacuolar proton-transporting V-type ATPase complex assembly. The record is from RefSeq and is a predicted model, not a curated record. NCBI's taxonomy places the organism in Eukaryota, Fungi, Ascomycota, Eurotiomycetes, Eurotiales, Aspergillaceae. Gene Ontology annotation, cellular component: endoplasmic reticulum membrane. The transcript has a single exon.
GUCGACUACCGGUCGUCUCGUCCUACCUUCCCAUCUGCAUCCCCUCUUCUCCCCUCCAAACGGCAUUUUGUUUUUGGCCACCGGUCCGCAGUUGCGACUGAGAUCCCGGUUUGCUGCAUAGUUUGUCAUCCUCGAUCCCCGACAUCCCGGCGUUGCUAACAGGUUGUUGCACUAUCCGUCCACAGGGACAGAAGAAAAACUCAAUAACAACAACAACAACGGAUUCCAGUUUCCGACAUCAACGUCAUUCCACAGUUCCCCUACCCCAGAUCCGCUUUCUGUGACCCCAAGUCUCCAGCCAUUCCCCGCAACUAGCCGCAAUCGCGCGUAAUCCGAAAUUAUGGGCUCGUUUAUGGAGGACCUCUGGUCUAGCAUCUUUACCCCGGGUCCCACCCCCUCCCUCCUCAUCGCGACCAACGUCACCUUCGCUGCCCUUCAGGCUCUCCUGUUCGCCCUCCUCCUCGCCACGUAUAGCAUCCACUUUUUCGUCCUGUCUAUCUUGUCCGGCGCCCUAUGGUGGUCCAUCAACUGGUUCGCUCAGGAGCUUAGGCAGGUGCAAGCUGAGGAGGCGGAGAAAAAGCAACAAUCGGAAGAGCUUGCAGAGAGCCAAGCCAAGUCAGACGGCAGUCGGAAAACCCCGGCGACUCUCGACAGUGCCGGGAGCGAUACGGAAACAGAACUUCUAACGGAGCACAAGGGUGCUGCUGCCACCGCUUCCGCUCCUCGUUCUCUUGCUGCAUCGGCAACACUUCGGCCACCGGAGGAACACGGCGAAGUUCGGAAGCGCCUGAGCGUCAGCGGUGAGAGCUCCGGUUACCAAAGCACCGAUAGCGAGUGGGAGAAGGUAGAUGACGGUAAGGCGGCCUAGGCGUACACGGGAUUGGAUCAUUGUCAGGGAUUGUUAGUACAUCAGCCUAGGGGCCCGUGUGGUGUCCCGACUUAUUUCUUGACCAUCCUGCGUCGGACAUGGGCCGAUACGGCUUCGUUGCCAUACACCAUUUCCGUCUGUCCCAUAUAGAUACCAGAGAGGCAUUCUGUUUGCUGCACCGGCAAGAUACCCUAUAGAUGACUGAUACAUGCCGGGCAAUGGAAUGAAAUGUAGACCUGUUACUUGAUACUUUGAUGGUCCAGCAAUACAGUAUAGCAUGAC